Messenger RNA from Podarcis lilfordi (Lilford's wall lizard), 5998 nucleotides. The record is from the annotation of a GenBank genome assembly. NCBI's taxonomy places the organism in Eukaryota, Metazoa, Chordata, Lepidosauria, Squamata, Lacertidae.
UUCCCUUCUUCUCUUUCCAUGGUUCAUUUUACAGAGCAUAAAUCCCUGCAUAUUUUAUAUAAACUAAACCAUUCAGUAUUCCAUUAUUACUUCCAUCAAAACUUAUUUACACUGUUGAAUUUAUCUUAAUGCUGCCAAUGUUUUCAAGUAUACACAAUUUCCCCCCAUAUAUUCAAUAAACAUUUUCCAAUCUUCCUUAAACGAAUGUUCUUCUCUUAUUCUAUAAGUUAGAUCCACAAGCUGCGCAUAUUCCAUCAGCUUAAGUUGCCAUUCUUCUUUGGCUGGGACCUUGUUCGUUUUCCAUUUUUGGGCUAACAAAACAUAAGCUGCCGUCGUGGCAAAGACAAUUCCCAAUAGCUGCCAGCCAGAUGCCUCUGAGAAGCUCUCAUGGAGGGCAUGGGAAUGAUUGCCAGCAUAUGGCAACACAUGUCCAGUCCUUCCGCAAAUUAAGCAACCAUAGCUCAACUUGGCCAGCUCUAUUGGAGGGGUGCUUCUUGUUGCCUGCAAGUUCCCCAAGAGGCCCCAGCUCAGGUGCAAUCACAACUACAGAUCUGACAAAAGGCAACUCCCAGCUAUGGGUACCACCAACGCACAGCAUGGGUUACACCCUUGGAGGGAUGGGGGCGAAGAAAGAGGAACAGAGAGAGUGGAAACAGGUCAGGCAGCAUUCAUGUCAUGCUCAGCUGGAGGUGGUGUAAUGGCUGGCUGCAGCCUUGCAUCUCCUUUCAGGAGCCUGAGCAAUCAGACUUAACACUCCCAGUUUUAAAUUUAACCCAGUAGGCUACAUUAGUCAGCUCUUAUUCUUAGCAGCUGAAUCGGAGGGAAAGGGGAUGGGAAGUGUUUGGCUUGAAGGGAAAGAUAUGAGGAAGUAAACAAACACUCAGAAGUUCAGAUCCAAACAUGGCAAGGAGGCCAAACAGAUAACAAGGUACCUUCUUUCAAUAUAACCUCUUGAGCACGUGAACAGAAACGGAAUUCAAGCAAGCAAAGGCUUCCAGAUCAAUAAGGUUAAAUGAUGAAAGAAAGAAAGAAAGAAAGAAAGAAAGAAAGAAAGAAAGAAAGAAAGAAAGAAAGAAAGAUUUUUUCUGUGUCACUCCAAAGGACAGGACUAAAACAGAUCACUGGAAAGUAAAUAGAGAGCAGAUUUCGGCUAAGUAUUAAAGAAACUCCCCAAUGGUUCAACUCUGGGAUCUCUCUCAGUGAAAGUAUUUAAUUCAUCUGUCAUGGAUCUUGCCGUUGCUGAUGCUGCACUGAGCACUGGGUUAAGCUAGAUUGGUUGGCCACUGUGAGAACAGGAUGCUGGACUAGGUGAACCUUUGGCCUGAUCCAGCAGGCUAUUAUUAUGUUCUGGAUGACCUCUAAAGCACCUUCCAGCACUAUGGUUAUAUGAAAGAGGAAAAAACCUUGCCAGGUCUCUCUGUAUGAUGUUUCUAACAGCAGCCACCUGAAGAUCUCUGGAAGAUGACAAGCAGGGCAUUAAGGCAGUAGGUAUGUCGUGUUUGCCUCCACCAUCUGGUAACAUGGAUGCUCUGUGUUCAGAUAUCCUGGCUAUUAGCAGUGGGCAUCUCUUCCACGGAUCUAUCUCACCCUUAAAAAUAACAGAAGCCACACAAUGUGGUUGCUGACACCACCACAUCUUGUGGCAGUGAGUUUUCUAAGCACUGGUCGCACUGAGUGGAAUGGUACUUCCUUUUUGCCUGUGCAGAUUCUGCCACAAAUCGACUUUCUUGGGCAACUCUUUGAGCAUCAGUUUUACAUCAUGGGGACCAAGACGUCUCAUUCAGUAACCUUUCUGUUUCAACACAGCCAGAGUGGAGAGGAAGGACACAGCCAGGCUGCAAUGGAAAUCGGAAGAUUCCAAGCGACAGAGAUACAACAGUGCCUUGUUUCUCUCUGUGUGAGACAAAGAUAGUAACUGUGUGAGUGGCGCUGGCAUCUGAAGUAGGGGAGAAUGCCAGAUUGGCCUGACCAGGCUUUUUUUAAAAUAUAAAAAAUAUAUAAUAAGAAGGGAGGGGGCGCGAGGAGAUUUCAUGCUGACCUGCUAGAAUUUAGCUGUGUUCUUUUUCCUUGGCAAUGUGGGUGCUGAGUGGGGUGUACAAAUCUCCAGCUAAUCUGCCAGCCAGCGCUGAAUGGUGCAGAUGGGAGAACAGGGAUAAUGAAAUGCCUGACAUCACCGUUCCAGAGAAUUCAGCCUGGGCACAGCCUGGCACCAGGGAGCAUAUAAAGCCCUGGCUCUUGGCUUGCUGGAGUGCACUGCUGCCCACUGUCUCCUCCGGGACCAACUCAGAUGGAUAUCACCGUUCACCACCCCUUCUUCCGCAGACCCCUGCUAUCAAGCUUGUUGCCCAACCGCAUCUUCAACCAGACUUUUGGGGAGCACCUUGUGGAAUCUGAACUGUUCCCCAGUUCCUCAGCUUUCAGUUCUUUCUUUUUGAGACCCUCCAUCCUAAGGAACCCCAGCUGGCUUGAGAGCCGACUCUCAGAGGUAAAAAUAUUUUCUCUUGCUAAACUUCCCCCAGCUCCCAUGCAGUCCUUGAACCAGGUGGAGGGACACCUGUCCCCUUUGCAGUUCGUGCCCUUCAUCAGUUAAUUUAUUUAACGGCAUAUUUACUAUGAGCUUAAAAUACAAAUCAAGAGACAUUAGCAUUAAAACAGGGGACGUAAAAAUCCUUGACAAAGGGAACAUAAAGACUCGCCAAGAAUGAAGGCGAAGAAAAUCAAUAUCUGCCCCUUAACGCACCCCGCCACGAAAACCUGUUGUUUUCUCCAGUGACGCUAAGAAUACCUUUGAAACUGGAAUGAGUCAUCUGUGAAGAUUAUUCACACAGGAAAGCCCACAGAAAACAGCCAGAUUUAGAUCUAAAAGUAGACUUCAUUUGAAUGAUAAACUCUGGAAACAGAAACUUCAGGGUUAAGGACUGCUUGCAGGGGGGAGGCGGAAAGACAAAAGGGAGUUCUUCUGCGUAGGCCAUAAUCAAAGCUGUGUAUCCAUUUCCAUGGGACGCACACAAGAGAAGUUCCUGAUGGAUUUGUGCAAUACAGAGUCAAAAAAGGGAGCGAAGUUCUGUAGCCUGGGAGGCUGCUGCGGAGAAUGCACUCACACUGUGAACAUGGUAGUCAACAAGGGCAAGACGUCUGUGAAGGACUAGGAAUUGUAAUGGGGAAUGUUAAAAGAAGCUUCCUAAGGGGCAAGAAGUGAUCAAAAGUGGAACAAACAGCCUCGGGAGGUGGUGGGCAUCCUCCACUUAAGCAGAAGCUGGACGUCCACCUGUCAAGAGAUCCUGUAGCUACAGCUUGAUCUUGCACUGAGCACUGGGUUGAACCAGAUGACCUCCAAGGUCCUUCCCAACUCUGUGUGACUUUGAGGUUUAGGCCCUGUUGGAUUAGCCAUCCUGUAUUUUAUGGCCGACAGUUAGCAUUGUUAUUGUCUUACUGCAGUUGUUAAUCAUUCCACGCAUGGAAUUUCUUUCAUUAUUAUUUUUUCAUUAGGAUGUAACUGUACCAUGCAAUAUGCAUUUUCACAUUACUAUUACACCCUAAAUUUGCUAGAUGCUGUACAAAAAUUAAAAACCAGCAACACAGGCUCUUACAACCUAAAGGACAAGACACAAUGGGGAAGUAGGUGAGGGAGAAUAAAAGCCAAGAAGGGUAAAUUGUGGUAAGUUGAACAGAUCUGUUUUCAAAGAACCUGGAUCUGAAAACAGGAAGAGAAUUGGCUGCCAGGUGGGGGGGACUUUCCAGUGGUAGCGAGUUGCAAGGGAAAAGGAGACGCCGUGGGGAACAGUUCUGGUAGCUACACUGGUGGAUCCCUUCUGCCUGUUUUGUAUUGUAGAGUUUCCAUGCCAGCACAGCUCAUUUCUAGCAUUAUGGCUUUGAGAAUCCAUCACAUCAAAGCCAUAAUUUUCUCUGUAUUAAGAACACAAGAACCUGGUUGGAUAGGACCAUCUAUGCCCGGCAACCUGUUUCUCACAGCGGCCAAUCAGAUGCCUCUGCAAGGCCCACAAGCAGGGCCUGAAGGCGAUAAGAAUCCCUCAUUGAUGCUACCUAAGCAACUGGCAUUCAGUGAUACACUGAAGAGGUUCUAUAUAGCCCACAUGACUAGUAUUUUUAUUAUAUUUAUAUCCCACCUUUGCUCUGAAAAGCUCAAGCUGCCUCCCUCCGGUCCUCAAAACAACCCUGCGCAGUAGGUUAGGCUGAGACGCAGUGAUCGGCCCAGUGAGGAUUUGAACACUAGUUGACAUGAACUCUCCUCCUCCAUAGUCUUGUCUAAUCCCUUGUAAAGCAAGCAAAUAUUCUGGCCAUCACUCCAUCCCAUGGGGGUGAAUUUCAUAAGUUAAUUAUGCAAUGUGUGGGAAAAUCCUUUCUUUUGUCUGUCCUGAGUCUACUGCCAAUCAGUGUUAUAAAGGGGAACAAACCCUCAUUUUUAUGUAUGUAUUUAUCGUGUUUUUAAUAUUCUAUUGGGAGCCACCCAGAGAGGCUGGGGAAGCCCAGCCAGAUGGGCAGGGUAUAAAUAAAUUAUUAUUAUUAUUAUUAUUAUUAUUAUUAUUAACAUGCAUGACCUCUAUCUCACUGCCCCACUCCCAGUCAGCUGUGGAGAUGGGCAGCAGCCCCACCUACCCCAUGAAAUUAGACUUUGAACAAAAAAACCUCAUUCACAUCAAUGGGAACUUUUUUUCCUAAGCACAAUUGCCAUGUGAGGAAGGCUUAUAGAAAAGAUUUCACUCAACAGCCAACUCUCUUCCUGUUUCUAUGUGGUGGGUGUGUUUGAAGGGUAGAGACAGAAAGAGGGAAGAAUGGGAACGUGUCUCACUGCCAGUACUGGUUCCAAGAGAUUUCCUUUGGAGGACUGCAGCCCUCAACAUGAAGAAAUGUUGCCUGACCUUAACCCACAUGCUACCAUGAAAGUAGCAUACAGAACAGUCUUGCACUUUGGGGAUGUGGAAUAGCAAAUGAUCUACCACACUGAUCAUGUCUAAUUAUCUGCUCCACAUACAGCGCCUAACAAUUAGUAAAUAUUAAAUAUUAUAACUGCCCUAACUAGACUCUUUUGUUAGCAGAUGCGACUGGAUAAGGACAAGUUCUCUGUAAACCUCGAUGUGAAGCAUUUCUCACCUGAGGAGCUAAAAGUCAAGGUUUUGGGAGACGUGAUUGAAGUUCACGGAAAACAUGAGGAGCGCCAGGUUGGUCUGGUCUUGGCAUGAGCGCAGCUGGCAGGGCGAUGGGAGGCAGGGUGGAAGGAAGGAGAAAUUGACCCAAGGAAGGAGACGUUAACAAUGCCAUGUUACCUGCCACAUAGAAGAGUCUCAGAGAGACAGCCUUGGGCAAAGGAAAUAGAAAUGGUCCCUCAUUCAUUUAUUCAUUUGGUUUUAAAUCUGAGAAAGCCAAAGCUGGACCACAGCAAAGGACCAUUGGCCCAGCUCACUUAGUACUGGCCACUCUGAUUGGUAGCAGCUUUCCCAGGUCUCUGGCAGUGGUCUUUACAAGCCCUGAUACCCCUAAACUGGGGUACCCCAGGGGACUGAACUUUCUGAAUGGGAAGAGUGCUUCUUAACAAUGAACUAUGAGCUCCCCUUAUAGUAAACCAUUUGCAACCAGACAUAUAUGGUUAUGUUCUUCUCCCCCUCGCCCCCUUCUCUUUUGAAAAGGAUGAACACGGCUUCAUUGCCAGGGAGUUCAACAGGAAGUACAGGAUCCCAGCUGAUGUGGAUCCCCUCUCCAUCACCUCCUCCCUCUCUUCGGAUGGUGUCCUGACAGUGAAUGGACCAAGAAAAGCCAUGGAAGUCCCAGAGCGCACCAUCCCCAUUGCCAGGGAGGAGAAAUCUGCCGUACCAGCAGCGCAAAGGAAGUAGACAUGCCCUUUGAGACCUACUCUUUUAUACCCAAGAAAGCCUUUCCAUUGGAUGCAAACAGCAGGCGGUGUCACUGGCUGGCUGUUCUUAUUUAUUUGUGCUAAGCAAAUGAGCUUGUUCACUAACAAAUAAACCGAUGAGUAAGCAUC